Messenger RNA from Aegilops tauschii subsp. strangulata, 855 nucleotides. The record is from RefSeq and is a predicted model, not a curated record. Lineage: Eukaryota; Viridiplantae; Streptophyta; Magnoliopsida; Poales; Poaceae.
AUGGCGUCUGACAUGACCACACAAACGCAAGAGAUUAGUCAGGCCCUCGUGCUGUCCGAGAGCCAGUUCCUGUCCUACGUCGAGGACUCCCAGCCUCCUAUGGAACAGAUGCCUCUUGAUUCAGAGGUUUUCGAGGUGCCGCCUACGCCGUUCCUCUCCACUUUUGUGCUUAAUAAGAUGUGUGAGAUCAUAGCUAGUGGGGUGAGGACUAACAAGGGCUUCAAGGAGGUGCACUUGAACCUUGUUGCAAAGCAGGUGUUCGACUUCUGUGGACAGGAGGUCACCUUGACCCAGGUGUACAACCACCUGAGGAAGUGGAGAGCUCGAUGGAUCCAAGUGUCCAAGCUCAGAGACCUUAGCGAUGCUUCAUGGGAUGAGGACAUCUUCUCGAUCCUUUUGGAGGCAGAGCACUACCAAGGCCACGUCGCGGCUCACCCCAAGGAUGCUGAGUUCCUCAACACCCCUAUCCAGAACUACCACAAGAUGCAGCAGAUCUUCUCCUUCGGGCUAGCAACCGGCAAGCAUGCCAUGGCCUCUGGUCAGCCUCUUGGCUCGCCGAUGCCCGAGUAUCCAGACACCCAGGAGUCAGACACCAUCAACGUUGAUGCUCCUGAGAAGGAUGGUGAGCACGUUCAUGUGCUUGAUAGGAAGAGGAAGAGGGCAGCCUUCAUGGACGAGGAGUUCAGCGUCUUCAGUAGCAUGACUGAGGCAGUGAAGGAGGUGGCCACCGCCAUCAGGGAGAGCAAGAGUGUGGACGUCCACCCUGAGCUCUACGACGCCGUCAUGGAGCAGAUAGGCUUCAACCCAGAGGCUCUCAUGGUGGCUCUCAGCCACCUGCUGGACAACAAAGCCUAG